Carassius auratus (goldfish) is the source of this 4681-nucleotide messenger RNA. RefSeq names its product zinc finger matrin-type protein 4-like. Bases 98 to 694 code for a protein of 198 amino acids. The transcript has 6 exons. Lineage: Eukaryota; Metazoa; Chordata; Actinopteri; Cypriniformes; Cyprinidae. Gene Ontology annotation, molecular function: nucleic acid binding; zinc ion binding. The record is from RefSeq and is a predicted model, not a curated record. Gene Ontology annotation, cellular component: nucleus.
CAGACACACAGCACGCUCAGCAUCACACACACACACUCUAUGAACUGUGCGAUUAACAAUCAUCUGCCUGUUUGUCUCGAUCACCUCGAAAUUACAAAUGAAAUCUACAGAAGUGGAUCCGGGGUUAUUCACUGACAGCUACUGCAAAGUGUGCAGCGCUCAGCUUAUCUCUGAGUCACAGAGAGUCGCCCACUAUGAAGGCAGUGCGGAGGGGGACGUGGACAAGAACAAGUGCUGCACACUGUGCAAUAUGUCAUUCACUUCGGCGGUGGUGGCCCAGUCGCACUACCAGGGCAAGAUCCAUGCCAAGAGACUCAGGCUACUGCUGGGGGAGCCACCUGCCAUCACAUCUAAAGAGGAGACAGCCAGUUCAGAGCAUAUGGUGACUGAAGACUCGGCAGGAAGUCCUUCCAUACAUGGCAAACUCUCACAGCGCUACUGCCAAAUGUGUAAGGCCUGGUUCAACAACCCCGGCAUGGCCAGACAGCACUACGACGGAAAGAAGCACAAAAAAAACGCAGCCCAAGCUAACCUCCUCGCACAGCUGGGUAAAAGUCUGGAGGACGGGGAUGAUCUAAACGGCCUGAAGCGGAGUCACACGUGUGAGGUCUGCAGUGUUACGCUCAACUCCGUGGCACAAUACCACGCACAUCUGCAGGGCUCCAAACACCAGAACAACCUGAAGAACAAAUGAAGUUUAAUGAAGCUCCCCUAUUUCAUCUCUACUCUUGAAACUAUUUGAGGAUCUGUCUGUGGAAGUCAAGGCAACUUUACGACAGCACAUGACAAUGAUAUCAGUUCAUAUUCUCUUGAUCCACUGUGUUAAUGACAGCGAUAUGGACACUACCAGUAAAGCCAGAGACUCGGACAGUGACAAUGGAUAAUGGACAAGUGCUUUUUGCUAAAUUUGUACAUAAUAGAAAGAAAAAAAAUCACAUCCUGAUCACUUUAAUGUAUAUAUUUAAGGCAUGUCGAAUGGCGUGAUUUGAUUGUAAUUGUAUUUCAGAUUUUAAUUUAAAUGUAUUUUAAUUUGUGUGUGUAAGAACUGAACAUUUUGUAUUAGAGUCAAAUUGUAACUCAAAGGUUAUAGCUCUCUGUAGUCCACUAAAGAUGGAUUGGGUUUUCUUGUUUUAUUUUGUACAUACAGUACAGUCUGGGAGAAUUGCUCUCGGAUGAUAUUAAAAUGAGAAUUCAAUCAGCAUACUAGUAAAAGUAAUGACCUGAAGGACAAUUAUUGUUUUUACAAACACUUUUUCAACAUUAGCUUCUGUAUGAAUAGAUAGAAAAAAAACUAUUUACUAUCUCUUGCAUUGACGGUAAAAGAAAGAAACCCAAGAAAUUACUAUAAGGAAGUAUUACCGAAAUUAAAACGUUAAUAGUCUGCUAUCAUGCAUUUUAGUGCUUUUCACAAAGGACUAAAUGCUGCUGAUUUCCAUGUGUGCACUGUUCCGUUUUAAAAAGCCAAAAUAAUCGAAUAAUCCCCAAACCGAUAAUGACCUUUAUAAAUGAAGCAUUGUUUAUUAUUAAAAUACCGUUUUGUCUCUUUGAAAUGACAUCCUAAACAAAAAAACACUUCUGACUAAAUACAGUUAGUAGUCCUGUUUUCUUGAUAGUACGUUAUCAUGAAGCUUCAAACUCUAUCAGUGUGACUGCUCUACUUACAGUGUUGUGAUGCUUAUUCACACUCAUUUGGCAAGUGCCACUGUUGAUUUUGUACUGGAAUGAGAAGCAAACAACAGAAACAAACGUCUCGGUGUUUCCCAAAGGCCUUUUUCAUAGUGUUUUUCAUUCUGCUAGAAUAAUGUGCAUGGCAAGAGGACCCACAGGGCUUUAAAGAUAAAAGGAAUGACGUCAGACAGUCUUUAAAAAUAAAAUGGAUUGCAAGUGAUUCCCAACAGACAGUGGCUGGAUCUGUGAAGGGCCCGGAGGGGUCUCUUUUGUAAGAUAGAUCUGAUGACUGUUUUCUGAUGUACUGAGAAAGUUUCUCAAAAUCUUUAGCAGGUUUCAUCAUGCUAUGAGAAAGUACAGUUACUGAAAUCUUAAAACACAAUUAAGGUGGCAUAAUAUUGAAAUGCAGUUUUAGUUAAUAAAAUAAGCCAGUUUAACCACUGCAGUUUGAUUAAGUUUUUCUGUAGCAAAUUGCAGCUGUGAGUCCGUAUUUCUGAGGGUCCAGCUCAUUAUGCAUCUGAUCAUGAUUGAUUAUUCAAAUAUAUGUCAUAUAAGGGCCAUUGAUAGUGUAUACAGCUCAUUUACCUUUAAAUAAUAGCAUAUAGAGGGUUAUGGAUAUGAAAAUGUUGUGUACAAGAAGCCAACAUUGUUCUGUCAUAUGAAUUGAAUUUGUGAGGUAAAAGCUAAAUUUUUAAAAAGUAUCCCCAUAGCACACAUGCAUGUCGCAGGCCUCUGAAUUAUGUUGAGUUCAUCUGCAAUAUGUCCUUACUAGAGAUUUCUAUUAGAUGUCAGAUAGACGAACUGUAUGUGCUAUCUGGGUCUGUAAUCAUCACUCAGUAAUCUGUAAUUAACUACAAUAAAGUCAUUUGGCUAGUUUCAGUCAUGGUAGUGAUGUAAACUGUUCAGUUUUAAUGGUCCUUUCGAUAUUAACCAUGUUUAAAAAAUAAAUAACAUAUAAUUAAACCAUGGUAACCACAAAUUAGCCAUGGUUUUUCUAUGCUAACCGUAGUUUAACCAUGGUAUUUGUAGUAAAAACAUUUCUACAUUUUGACUAAAAACCAUGGUUAAUUUGCAUAAAUUGGACAUCAUCGAGCAAUAAAGCAAAUUUUCAUUAUAUCUAGCAGAUAAAACCAAGGAUUCAUGUUGUAUGUUGUUCUGCUUUUCAAAGUCUGUCAAUCUUUACUUAUUUUUUUAGAUGAACCGGCUCCCUUCUUUAAUUUGACCAUUGCAAAUUGCUGUGUUAAAAACAAGCCACUAAACAGACCGUGAUAGUCAUCCUGUCAGUCAGUUAUUACAGAGAUCCGCUUGUAAACUUGUUUUUACUCAUUCCCGGAGAAUCCGAGGGAGGCUAAAAUUCUUCCAUAUGUUGGCUGCUGCAUGUUGGAGCAUUUCUUCGGUUUGAGGACUGUGGUUACUUUGUAUUUAUUGGCUAUAAAAGCUGAAGUAAAUUCACGGAAGACUGUACUUUGCUCAUUCCGACUGAUGGACAGGCGGACGGAUAAAUCAUAGUUAAAGGGAUAGUUCAUCCAAAAAUGAUUUACCAUCGAAAUGUUCUAAAAUGUGUAUCGCUUUCUUUCUUCUGUGGAACAUAAAACAAAUUAAUUUUAUUCUCAGUGGCUUUUCAUUCAUUUAGUUUAAGUCAAUGUAUGGAUGUGAUUGUUUUCCGUAAUAGAUGAUCUAUAUUUUUUCCCAGCAACUGUAUUUAGCAACAAAGUGUUGUUCUCACUAAAAAAAAGUGGAGGACAUGCCACAGUACAAAGUACACCACAUACAAAAGUGCAAAUCCUUUACUGUCCAGAAGGUGGAGGCAUGUGCAAAAUUUUGGAUAGAAAACCAGUCGAAUGACUGCACAAAACGAAUCAUUUACAAAUUAACAAGAGUCUAAUCAAACCAGACGUAUUGAAAUGCAUCAAGACGUCUAAACACAGUCCAAUCUCGUUUGCUUUAGACUAUAAUAGUAUAAGACAACUGGAAAGCUUUUUUAUUUUUAUUUUUUAUUUUUUUACUGACAACAUAAAACCAGGAUGUUUAAUGUGGUUUUGCCCAAUUUUCAGUUUUUCCUUUGCUUUUCCCCAGGACCAGAUUGAUAUGUUUCCUUUUUUUUUAUUGUUUAUUGUAAUUUUGACCUUUUUAAAAUGUGGUGCCACAUAUCAAAGAGUGCAUAGCAUUACAUUUUCAAAAAUACCGAAGGCCAAUUAUAAGAGGCAAAAAAACCUAUUUGUAUUCAGAAGAACUAGAUAAAUAUGGCACAGAAUAACCUCAAGAGGAAAGCAUUCCAGCUACCAGUUAAAUGAACUUGCAGGAAAUAUCUUGAGGCUGAACUUUAAUCAGCAGAAUGCAUGACAGUUUUCACUGUUUAUCGCGGCCUGUGGAGAUCCACUCAGAGUAAACACAAGGGAGGGACACUUUUACCACAAGAUGCCUGCUUUAAGAUCUAAAUCUAAACUGCAGUUUAAAAAGUACUGCAAAUACAACAGUUGUAAUAAAGAGGUUAAGAAUUUAUUUUAAAGAAUAUCAGGUUAUAUAUUUGAGAAACCAUAAAUAGCCUAAAAAUAUAUUUUCUCUUGUUUUACACGCACACACACACACACACACACACACACACACACACACACACACACAAACACAUACACACACACAGACACUCACACACCCACACACACACACACACACACACACACACACACAAAGGCUGAUCUCAGUCAGCCAGACAGGACCAAGGGUAUGAAUAGCCUAAUAUACCUACGAAGUCUAUCUUUGGGAAUUUUUUCCAUCUUACUUUCAUUUCCAAGGAAGAGUUUCGUGCCAAGAGGCAUUAAGAAGAGAGAACCCAUCUGUAUUACUCAUCAUCAUACAGUACUGAUUUUGUCAAUUGUAAGUUCAUAGUGUAAUAAGAUUGUGUCAAUUGUAUCAGUCUAAUGAAAAUGUGGCAUUCUGUGGAAUUGUUUUCAGCAUGCAACAAGAAAAAUACCCAACAAAAUCACAAUAUAAUUGUGCUACAAGUGUGCCUGCA